UUUCAAUUGUGUCACCGUGUCACUUCUGCUGAUUGGCCAGUUGCAUGUCAAUAAUGUAUAUAUAAAGCAUAUAUCACUGCUGUUUUGAUGUCACACAGACAAGUCUUUCAUACUUUUGGCAUAAAGAUCAGAGCCGCUCUUCUCGAGAACCAUGAAAUCUUUUCUCAUUGUUGUCUGUGUCUUUGGACUCUGCUGUGCCGUGCUAGCAGAGGAUGAAGAACUUCGAGAGAAGCGCUCAUCAAGCCGUUCCUCAGAGAGACAGCCUGGAGGCUUCUACAACCCAUACCAAUUUCAGCGUCCCUAUCCCUACCCGUACUUUCCCCCUUACCAGCCCCAGCCUCUGCCACAGCCUUUGCCUCAGCCUCUGCCACCAAACAACAAUGCUCUCCUCAGCCUCUUGCCAUUCAUCUUAGCACAGCUGGCAUCCAACACCCCUGCUCCAGCACCGGCCCCCGCACCUGCACCCGCACCCGCACCCGCACCCGCCCCGGCCCCUGCACCAGCCCCUGCACCAGCCCCUGCACCUGCACCUGCCCCAGCUCCUGCUCCUGCCCCUGGUGGGAGAUAAGACAUCCAUUAAAACUGAGCAUGUGUCUGAUUGACUUGAUACUCUUGUUCUUGGUAUAUUAAAACAA
Messenger RNA from Cyprinus carpio (common carp), 635 nucleotides. Its product is annotated as cyclin-dependent kinase inhibitor 1C. The record is from RefSeq and is a predicted model, not a curated record. Bases 152 to 568 code for a protein of 138 amino acids. NCBI's taxonomy places the organism in Eukaryota, Metazoa, Chordata, Actinopteri, Cypriniformes, Cyprinidae. The transcript has 4 exons.